UCUAGGUGUACAGUAUCUGCGGCCUGAGUCACCCACCACACAGACAGUAAGCCGCCCAGCCAGAUUUGGCAAGGUGAGGCCAGCCAGCCAAGAGCAAAACAUCUCAGUAGUCAGAUUCUCUACUCAAUCACGCUUUCGCAUUCCGUCUCAAGUUUCCGUCAUGGACGCCAGCAAGUUAUCUUUGCCACGAGGCCCAUUUGGGUCCAAUGCCGACAAACCUCCCUCUCCUGUACUCAUCACGGAGACUUAUCACUCAACAAUACAGCUUGGCAAUUUCAAUGGGAGGGUGGCAAUCAUCAAGACCUUUCGAAAUCAGAAUCACUCACGAACAACGCUACGAUUCCAUAACGAAGUCGAUGCACUAAGACUUGCUGGUUCCCACGCAAACAUCACGCAGCUGUUAGAUGCAGACAUCGGCCGAAUCGCCCUUACAUUACGCGUUGAGCCUGGGCAGAGCCUGGACAAGUACGUAGACGACCGAUGGAAAUCGACAAUCUCUUCCGGCGACUCAAUCACAUUAUGGAAGCAAAUGUCUAGCGCACUGGCCCACUUACACACAAACUCUAUCACCCAUGACGAUGUGAAACCCGACAACAUCAUGUGGGAUCCAAGUGCACAGCACGCCGUCUUGAUCGACUUUGGGGCCGCACUGAACCAUAACAUACUCCCGGCAGAUUGGUUUAACCCAUCCGGAACACCACCCUAUGCGCCACCCGAAUUCCUCCAUAGGGGCAAGGGUAACGCUGGUGAUGUCUGGGCCCUGGGCGUGACAAUGCUUUUCGCGUUCAAGUAUAUCAGCCUGCCUGACGGAAAUUGGAUCCUGCCACACAUAUUCGAAGACCAAAUGGUCUUGGAAGAGAUGAAGAGCUGGCUCACAGAGGUCGAAGGUUGGAGGAGGAUUCUGCUUGGGCGGCAUGAUGAUCUUCUUGCCGAGAUGCUGGACCCGGACCCGGACAACAGGAUUGUCGCAGCCGAACUUGAGCUCCAGCUCAAGACCCAAGAGAUUCAAGAUUCCGAUUAUACAGCGGAUUGAAGGAAAUUGAUAUGACACUGAAAUUUACUUCUUGAGCUUCAGGGUGAUCCAAAUAUUGUAAUUCAGAUGCUAUUAGUAUGAAGUUUUACUUCUUU
This is a messenger RNA of Diaporthe batatas, 1128 nucleotides long. RefSeq lists its product as uncharacterized. Gene Ontology annotation, biological process: protein phosphorylation; intracellular signal transduction. The transcript has 2 exons. Bases 161 to 1033 code for a protein of 290 amino acids. Gene Ontology annotation, molecular function: ATP binding; protein serine/threonine kinase activity. The record is from RefSeq and is a predicted model, not a curated record. Lineage: Eukaryota; Fungi; Ascomycota; Sordariomycetes; Diaporthales; Diaporthaceae.